UGGAGUGACAGGUAUCGAGCUUGCUAGCUAGCCACGCACGCAAAUAACACACAAGCAAUAUUGCAUAUAUCGGUACAUUGUUAUGUGAAAUGCUGCGCUGGAACAAGUAAAUCAAGAUCAAAACAUUCUACGGUACUCAACAUGGACGAAGAUAAAGGAGAAACAUGGGGUAUUAUACUACUUUCGCUUGCGAUGUUGAUCGGUUGUUACAUUGCUGGAUCAGUCCCUCUAUCCAUUACGAUGUCGGAGAGUAAAACAAGACUGACCACUGUAAUUGGGGCAGGGCUGCUUGUCGGCACAUCAUUGGCUGUUAUCAUCCCAGAGGGAAUACACUCACUCUUUGCAGAUGCAGCUCCUCAUAGUCACCACGACGAAGCAAGAGCAGUACUAGUCGGCCCAGAAAACAAAGCAGAUGGAGCUCAAGAAGCCAAUCACGAGGCAGUGGUUGAUAACGCCCAUACCCACGCCCACUCCUCUGUCGAAGACCUCCACUCAUUGAUUGGUAUAGCAUUGGUAUUUGGUUUUGUUUUUAUGCUGUUGGUGGAUCAAAUAGGAGGUGGCCAUGGGCAUUCACAUUCACAGUUACCGGGUGAACUGGAAACAACUAGUAGAACAGGAAGGAAGAGCAUAACUGCUACACUAGGUCUUGUGGUACAUGCCGCAGCUGACGGUAUUGCUAUGGGGGCAGCUGCUAGUGGAUCAAGGGCCGAUGUUCAAAUGAUUGUAUUUAUAGCUAUUAUGUUACAUAAGGCACCUGCUGCUUUUGGACUUGUCACAUUCCUUUUACAUGAAAACUAUGAGAGGAAUAGGAUACGAAAACAUCUUCUUAUCUUCUCAUUAGCAGCUCCAGUUAUGGCUAUAUUCACAUAUUUUAGCCUAAGCCAUGCCAGUAAAGAGGCGUUAUUAUCCGUCAAUGCAACAGGCCUAUCCAUGCUGUUCUCAGCAGGAACUUUCCUCUACGUAGCAACAGUACAUGUAUUACCCGAGAUAGCAGCACCUCGACCAUCCACCACCCCAGCCACGGACCCGGAGGGGGCGGUAGACGUCAGGCAAGGCUUCACAUGUGGGGAAUUAACAGCACUUGUACUCGGAUGCCUAGCUCCCCUUGUUUUAGCCAUGGGACAUCAUCACUAGCUAGUUCAACUGGGAUUAUUAUUUUUAUAUUAUUCUUUAAUAUUAUUUUUUAAAUAGCUUCUUUUAAGUUGAGAGGGGGUAGAGCAGUGAUUUACAAUCAUCAUAUGUUCAAUCUAAUAAAAAAAAGAUGUAAGCAAGCUUUUCAAGAUUGCUUUUGCUUACAUCCUUUUCAUACAGGUUUUUUCCCCAGACCAAAUUCUCUCAAAUGCCGGUUGUUAGGGGACAUAGCUCUGUUUUACGAGUGUCAUAAGUUCACUAUGUUGACAUGUCUGAAUAGGAUUAUUUCCAAGACCAUGCAUUUCAUGAGCAUGUCAUUGACUCUAUUUUAAUGAUUUUCAAAAGUACAAGCUAAUUUUACUAUAAUUUUUGUGCAGUUCUUGGGCUUGAGAUCACCAACAUCAAACUUGAAAUCGCUCUAGCCCUGAUCCCGUGGGAUUGGUGAAUGAGAAAAUUACAUGCAGAUUGUCAACACAAGCCAUAAUGGUUUAAAACACACUUUGCAUUGAAUAUGGACAAAAAUUUAUUUGUUAGAGCAAUCUAGGGGUUGACAUGCAUGUAUAGAUAAUCAGGCAGUGUCAUAACGUUAGGUCCGAAGUUGCCAAAAUGGCCUUAAAAAAGUGCACAACACUUGAAAAUAAAUAAAAAGUCAGAAAAUUGUGGGGAGUAGCAUAUUUGCAAAUUUGUUAGGAGGGGUCAGUUGACCCAAUUCGUAAACUAAGGGUUAAAGCUGAGAAUAUCCUCUUUCAGUAGGGAUAUUUCUGGCAAUAUUUUGUGGGUUUUGCCAUGUCUGGUCACGAAUUAAGCAUUCUGUCGGUCAGUGACUCCAAGACGUUCUGAUCUGUUCAUGUGUAAUAGUAAUGUUUGUUUUAUCCCUCCAAACCUAUGUCUGGUCAGAAAAUUUGGAGGUUGAUAUUUCAAAUGUGAAUAGUAUCCAAAUAAGCAUUCUCUAGGUCAGUGACCGUGGGAGUUUCUGGUUGAGGGAGGAUGGCGGUGGAGGGAAGGAGAUAGUGAUCUCUGUGAGUGCGAGGUGAAUCUGGCCACCUCUGUAAAGGAUUGCGCCAGUUUCAAAACCUGUAUAACCGAUAGUAAUGUGCAAUAUACAUGUACUUUACUUUUAUUUAGCUUUAUAAAAUAACAAUGUUAUUUCCUUGAAUACCUUGGGCAAAUUGUCUGGGGGGGGGGGUAAUUGCUUAUUUCAUGUAAUCAUGAUGAAAUUGAUAUAAUUUUGACUACAGUAUUUUGUUUGCUCUUGAUUUGAAAUCAUAUUUCAGCUCAACUAUCAUUGAAUCAGUCACAUUCUAACUUUGGUUAAUGUUAUUGGCAAAUUACGAUGUAUAAUUUAUUUGAAAUAUAAUUACUUGAAAUGUAAUAUAGUAUUUUUUAAUUAAUUGUAUGACUCAAACCCUUGAAAUAGGACAUGUAUCAGCAGUAUUAAUCUUUGUUUCUUUGGUGAUAAAUGCUAUGAUUGUUAAUUUUUUUCCUUUUUAUAUUACUUCUUCAUAUAGUCAGGGGAGUGAGAGACCAGCAUUUUUGUUUUCAGCUUAUUUCAGCUUUUUAUGUACUUUGCACACAAAGCGUAGGCUUCACAAUUUCAGCUAUUUUUAUUUGUUGCUACUCACACCCCUGUAUAGUUAGCUUUUUUUGUUGAAAAAAAUGCAAUCUUUUCAAGUUACUGUAUCAGAAUUAUGGAAAGAAGGUAUUAAAUCCUGAUUGGAAUCAUCCGCAGAUCUAUACCAAAGCGAAUAUAUUACUUUUUUUGUGAGAUGACGUUUCUGUGAGAUUAAUCAGGUAUUAUACCAAAUGGGGAUUGCUUAGUCUCUGUAUCAGGGAGAAAAUGAAUAUUUUUUUCUGGGGAUACUUUUUGAGCUCAAUAGCUCAAUUUUGCUACACUGUAUUACAGUUUGCAUUAAACCCUAUAGGAAUUUCAGAGGCUUUUUCAUUAUUUCCAGGGCUUUUAGGGCAUUGUGGGGGCGCAAAUUUGCCCGGAACCUUGUGUGUAAUUGAUUCCUGUUGCAUACUCAGCACUGGAAACAUGGCUAGAAUUCAUAAAGGUGGGGUGAAUCUGUGGAUAGAUACCAUGGUUUACAUACAAAUCACAAAUAUUUCACACAUCAUUAGCUCAAACAUUGAGGAAGAUUCUAAUGAGGCACUGAUGAAUCCAGGGGGGGGGGGGGAUGACACAUUCGGCCCGUGCCACCCUUUUGCCUUUUGAGAGGCAUAAUCUAAAUUUGUAAUAUAAAAUAUGGCAUUCAAACACAAGUCAAACACCCCUCCCCCAUUUCAAAAGAACCUUUUUUGUUUUUUCUGUUUGCCAAAAUU
Messenger RNA from Lytechinus variegatus (green sea urchin), 3453 nucleotides. It is a transcript of the gene slc39a9, whose product is annotated as zinc transporter ZIP9-like. Gene Ontology annotation, molecular function: metal ion transmembrane transporter activity. Gene Ontology annotation, biological process: zinc ion transport; transmembrane transport. Lineage: Eukaryota; Metazoa; Echinodermata; Echinoidea; Temnopleuroida; Toxopneustidae. The record is from RefSeq and is a predicted model, not a curated record. The coding region runs from base 142 to 1134 and encodes 330 amino acids. Gene Ontology annotation, cellular component: membrane. The transcript has 7 exons.